Molecule: messenger RNA, 2502 nt
Organism: Morus notabilis
Lineage: Eukaryota; Viridiplantae; Streptophyta; Magnoliopsida; Rosales; Moraceae
Exons: 8
Coding region: 155-1996 (613 amino acids)
Biological process (GO): mRNA destabilization
Cellular component (GO): cytoplasm
Molecular function (GO): mRNA binding
Source: RefSeq, a predicted model, not a curated record
CUUACAAUUUCCAAAACUUCUCUCUCUUCUCUUUGCGUUUUUGUUUGUUUGUUUGUUUGGUGUGGAAUUUCAAUAAGAUUUGAUAAAUUUUGGGGGUUUAUUUUGAGAGAAUUGAAUUUGGAUCUGAAUUCCAUUCCAUUCCAUUUCCGAUUCAAUGGACGCUUCUCGCGACGACCGAGAUCGAGUGGCCUCCUCCGCCUCUGGAGAAAGACCCGUUAAUCCCGAUGGCUUGACCGAGCAGCCACUUUCUCCCACCAAAGAUGGAAGGAUUGUUUCAGCGAAUUCUUCGGAUGCAGCCAUUGUAGGGCCUUCGCGCAAUGUCACGGGACAACCCGAUUUUCUUGAUGCGGGUGGUUCGGCUUAUGGCAGUAGCACCGGUACUUGGAAUGGAUAUUCACAGUAUCUGAAUGCUGAUGGCUUGCCUGUUGUAUCACCGUUCAUCUACAAUGAUAAUCAGUCCCUCGUCUUCCAUUCUGGUUAUGGCUUCAAUCCUGAAAUUGCAUAUGGACAAUAUUCUCCAGUUGCUACACCUUUGCCACCUCUUAUGAUGGAUGGCCAACUAUACUCUCCGCAGCAACUCCCAUUUUCUACAUCUUUCUACCCCCAAUCAGCUCCUCCAAAUAUGGCUCAUAUUUCUUCGGCUUUUCAGGUUCCGCCGACCGAGCUGAUGACACCCGAAAGUAGUAAUAUCGAUAACAUAUUUUUUGGGCCAGGAUCAGGUUACUUAGUAAACUUUGGAUCAUUAGGUGGAGGAAACCUCUCUGGGAAUCUUAAUUCUAGUCCUCUGACAUCUCCAACAGUUUAUCCCCAACCAAUGGGCAUUCUUGGGCCUUACGAGAAUAAUUUUGGGCAGAUUUCUCAACAACAUAGUCCCACCCAUGGAUUUGGAUUAAUGUCCGGUCCACACUAUCCUCAUACAAGUCAGAAUUCUAGCUUUGGAGGUGCUUCGUUUUCAUACUCAGUUGCUAGUGAUAUGAAUCAUCUAACACUUGACAAAGGCAGAAGAAGAGAUAGGGACCAAGACUCGAUUAGUGUUUCUAAUGAUUCACGUGAUAUCUUUAAUGAUCGUAAUCGAGGACCAAGGGCUUCAAAGCUGAAGGGUAAGAGUGGCACUGAACAGGGCUCUUCAACUGGUGCUAGCAGAAACAACUCAUCUGCUUCUGGAAUUCUUCUCGAUGCGUACAACCGGCCAGAUUUUUUUACGGAUUAUGAGAAUGCGAAGUUCUUCAUCAUCAAGUCUUUCAGUGAAGACAAUGUUCAUAAGAGUAUCAAAUACAAUAUUUGGGCAAGCACACCACACGGAAACAAGAAGCUUGAUGCUGCUUAUCAAGAGGCAAAGGAGAUACAACCAAACUGCCCGAUCUUCCUGUUUUUUUCAGUUAAUGCAAGUGGACAGUUUUGUGGGGUAGCUGAAAUGGUUGGACCAGUUGAUUUUGAGAAGAAUGCAGAUUACUGGCAGCAAGAUAGAUGGAACGGGCAAUUCCCAGUUAAAUGGCAUGUUGUUAAGGAUGUUCCAAACAUCCGAUUCCGCCAUAUUCUACUCGAUAACAAUGACAACAAGCCUGUUACUCACAGUAGAGAUUCUCAGGAGGUAGGAUUGAAACAAGGUGUUGAGAUGUUGAAAAUUUUCAAGGAUCAUGAUUCGCGGACAUCUAUGUUAGAUGAUUUUACCUUUUACGACGACCGGGAAAAAUCCUUUAAGGAAAGGAAGGCCAAACAGCCACAAGUUUUGUCAACUGUAGAUGCUGCUAAUAAGUUGGUGCAUGAGAUGUCUAGUACUUUUGGGUUAACCUUGAAUUUGAAAGACGGUAGUGACAAAGCGGGAUCGUCCGAACUCAGUGUUAAUUCAAGAAAAGAUACCCAAGCGUCUUUUGAACAUGAAUCUCUAAACCAAAUGUCUGGUACCUUAUCUCAAGGCUCGGGAGCAGAAGAGGGCGACAAAGUUGUAGCAGCUGUUUUGGGAGAGGAAUCUGUUGAUAAGGAGGCAACUGUUUAGAUGGUGGACUAGUCUUACCUUUGUUGAAUUCCUGAAUUCUUCAAUCAGCUGACCACAUUGAGAUGGUGUUUUGGGCAUCUCGGGCGGUCGGGCUACGGAAUCUGACCCCUUUUUUUUAUUAUUUUUCUUUCUUAUUUCUCUAAGUGGUCGGUUUUCGGUGCAGUUAGGUGGUAUUGCAGUCAUGCUCGCCAAGGAGAGACUGUGUUGAUAUCUUGACAUACUCAUCUUGUUUUCAAUCUUCUUUGAAUAUCUUUUUUUUUUUUUUUGUUCCGAUUUAAGGUAAGAUGGUUUUAGGUGUUGGUUGAAGUAGUUAAGUGGAGGAUUGGUGGAGGGGAAUCUGUACACUGUGCCUAAUACCUGAAAGUGGUUUUGUUAGAAUUCUUUACUGGUUUUCUGCAGGUGGGAAGGAAUGAAGGGAUUUGUAAAGUUACCUUUGGGAUUAGAGGCAAAUUAAUAAAGAAAGAAAUUCAAAAAUUGUGUAUUGUUAUUGAAAUUUAAAAGCUCUU